This is a messenger RNA of Trichechus manatus latirostris (Florida manatee), 1086 nucleotides long. Its product is annotated as glutathione S-transferase A4. The transcript has 7 exons. Gene Ontology annotation, biological process: glutathione metabolic process. NCBI's taxonomy places the organism in Eukaryota, Metazoa, Chordata, Mammalia, Sirenia, Trichechidae. The record is from RefSeq and is a predicted model, not a curated record. Bases 60 to 728 code for a protein of 222 amino acids. Gene Ontology annotation, molecular function: glutathione transferase activity.
CUAGCGCUUUGUGCCGCUCCCGGCCCUCAGAGCCGACUCCAGAACCUUACAACGCCAUCAUGGAAGCGAGGCCCAAGCUCCACUAUCCCAAUGGAAGAGGCCGCAUGGAAUCCGUAAGAUGGGCUUUGGCUGCCGCUGGAGUCGAGUUUGAUGAAGAAUUUUUAGAAACAAAAGAACAGUUGCAGAAGUUGCAGAAUGGUAACCACCUGCUGUUCCAACAAGUGCCAAUGGUUGAAAUCGAUGGGAUGAAGUUGGUGCAGACCCGAAGCAUUCUUCACUACAUUGCGGAAAAGUACCACCUCUUUGGCAAUGACCUCAAGGAGAAAACCCUGAUUGAUAUGUAUGUGGAGGGGACUCUGGAUCUUCUGGAGAUGAUUAUCACACAUCCUUUCCUAAAACCAAAUGAUCAGCAAAAGGAAGUGGUGAGCAUGACCCAGAAGGCUGUGAUCAGAUACUUUCCUGUGUUUGAAAAGAUUUUAAGGGAUCAUGGACAAAGGUUUCUGGUUGGGAACCAGCUGAGCCUUGCAGAUGUGAUUCUACUUCAAACCAUUUUGGCUCUAGAAGAGAAGGUUCCUAGUAUCCUCUCUGCAUUUCCUCAUCUCCAGGAGUUCACAGUGAAAAUAAGUAAUGUCCCUACAAUUAAGAGAUUCCUUGAACCUGGCAGCAAGAAGAAGCCUCCUCCUGAUGACGUCUAUGUGAGAACCGUCUAUACCAUCUUUGCUCCGUAAAACAGCAUGCACAUCUGCGAGCGAGAGCUUACCCCUAGAAUUUGUUGUGUCCACAGUAUCUUAACUGAUGUCAGGCCGCAGUGAUCCCAGCUCUGUCAUGGUGCUAUAUGUAGGGUCUUUUGUGUCAAAGAUAUCUGUUCUAGAAAUAUUAACAUUUUUUUUGUCUAGUUAAUAUUGUUAAUGGGACCUUUUUCUGAAAACCUUUUUGGGGAGGCUGGUAUUUAAGUUAGAUCUGGUCUGAUUUCGGUAGUUAGUGAGGACUGGCAGAACCUUAUGUUCUCCCCUGUGCUCCUUUUCUCCCCUCCUGAUCCCAUUCUAAUAUCUCUCUGGUCUCUUCUUAAUUUUUAGUGUUUAAUAA